Messenger RNA from Lactuca sativa (garden lettuce), 1914 nucleotides. RefSeq names its product calcium-dependent protein kinase SK5. The record is from RefSeq and is a predicted model, not a curated record. Gene Ontology annotation, molecular function: protein kinase activity; calcium ion binding; ATP binding. NCBI's taxonomy places the organism in Eukaryota, Viridiplantae, Streptophyta, Magnoliopsida, Asterales, Asteraceae. Gene Ontology annotation, biological process: protein phosphorylation.
AAAAAAGUUGUUUUGAGAGGAACCGCUUUCAUUCAUUCAUCUCAAAGUCUCAAUCACCAAGAAGAAAAAAGACAAUCUUUCCCCUAUUUCUCUCUCUGUUUUUUCAGGGAUAAGAGCGAUCUGGGCCCCCAAAUACUUCUGUGUUCAUGUUUUCGUGAAGUUACAUCUCGUAGUACAGCUUUCUUGUUCACAAAUCUAUACUAUUCUCGCAUUACCCAUUUGGUAAAGUUCGCAACUCUGAACUCUGAAACCAAACAUGUCGUCUUCAUCAACUUCAACAUCGACUGCAACACAACCCGCAAAACCCCCAAUAUUGAAGAAACCAAUCCCACCACCAUCAUCGAAUCCAAAACCCAACUGGGUACUCAAGCAAAAAACCCCAAACCUUCAACAGUUGUACACAAUCGGAAGAAAAUUAGGACAAGGGCAGUUUGGUACAACCCAUCUAUGCACAGAGAAAUCCACAGGCAUUCCUUACGCCUGCAAAUCGAUACCGAAGAAGAAACUCAUCUGCAGAGAGGAUUACGAAGAUGUUUUGAAAGAGAUUCAAAUAAUGCACCAUUUAUCUGAGCAUACGAAUGUUGUGAGGAUCAAAGGGACUUAUGAGGAUGCUUUAUAUGUUCAUAUCGUUAUGGAGUUAUGCGCUGGUGGAGAGCUGUUCGAUCGGAUAGUUCAGAAAGGGCAGUAUAGUGAACGAGAGGCUGCGAAGUUGAUUAAAACCAUUGUUGGGGUUGUUGAAGCUUGUCAUUCUUUGGGUGUUAUGCAUCGAGACCUAAAGCCUGAAAAUUUCCUCUUUUCGACUACACAUGAAGACGCUACUCUUAAAGCCACUGAUUUUGGGUUGUCUGUUUUCUACAAACCAGGUGAAACAUUUUCCGAUGUGGUUGGAAGCCCAUAUUAUGUAGCCCCCGAGGUUUUACGUAAACAUUAUGGACCCGAAUCCGAUGUUUGGAGUGCAGGGGUAAUUUUGUACAUUCUACUGAGUGGUGUUCCCCCUUUUUGGGCAGAAACUGAAAUGGGGAUCUUUCGUCAAAUUCUACAAGCAAAACUCGAUUUUGAAUCAGAGCCAUGGCCUGCAAUCACAGAUAGUGCUAAAGAUCUUAUAAGGAAAAUGCUCGAUAGAAAUCCCAAGAAAAGGCUUACAGCUCAUGAAGUUUUAUGUCACCCAUGGAUUGUUGAUGACAAAAUGGCACCCGAUAAGCCCCUUGAUUCUGCUGUAUUAUCAAGACUCAAACAGUUUUCUGCAAUGAACAAGCUCAAGAAGAUGGCUUUAAGGGUGAUAGCAGAAAGACUUUCAGAAGAAGAAAUCGGUGGAUUAAAGGAGUUAUUCAAAAUGAUAGAUACAGACAAUAGUGGAACGAUUACUUUUGAGGAACUGAAAGAGGGACUUAAACGUGUUGGAUCUGAACUUAUGGAGUCUGAAAUCAAGGAUUUGAUGGAUGCUGCGGAUAUUGACAACAGUGGAACCAUAGAUUACGGUGAGUUUCUUGCUGCAACUGUUCACUUGAACAAACUGGAGAGAGAAGAGAAUCUUGUGUCUGCUUUUGCGUUUUUUGAUAAAGAUGGAAGUGGAUACAUAACAAUUGACGAGCUUCAACAAGCGUGUGAAGAGAUGGGUUUAGGUGAAGUUCAUCUUGAUGAAAUGAUUCAGGAAAUCGAUCAAGAUAAUGAUGGACAGAUUGAUUAUGGGGAAUUUGCUGCGAUGAUGAGGAAGGGUAAUAAUGGCGGAAUUGGGAGGAGAACUAUGAGAGGCAACCUAAACCUAAACCUAGGUGAAGCUCUUGGUGUCGUGGCACCUCAAGAGCCUAUAACAAAAAAUCACACCACUGAAAAAGUUGACAUUUAGUAAUUAAUUCCUAUAAUUUGUUACUAAUCUCUUAUUUUAUUAUUAUUAUUAUUAUUAUUAUUAUUAUA